GGCAGCGGCCCCCGAGCGGGCUUGAGGGCUCGGACCCGGCUCCUUCCCGCGUUUCCUCGGGGCCGACGCGGCGCCGCGGGCCCGGCUCCUGCUCCCUCCCCGGCCGCUCGCCCGGGCAGACGCGGACGAGGCCCGCGCUGGCCGCCUUGUCGCACCCCCGGCUCGGCCCCGGACGGCCCGGCUGCUGUGCGGAGAGGAGGCCGAGUCGGUAGUGGAAAGAAAACACUGAAGAAUAGGAUCUCAAGAUGAGUAAAAAGCCCCCAAAUCGUCCUGGAAUCACUUUUGAGAUUGGUGCUCGUUUGGAGGCACUGGACUACUUACAGAAAUGGUAUCCAUCACGAAUUGAAAAAAUUGAUUAUGAAGAAGGGAAGAUGUUAGUCCAUUUUGAGCGUUGGAGUCAUCGUUAUGAUGAGUGGAUUUACUGGGAUAGCAACAGGUUGCGACCCCUUGAAAGACCUGCGCUUAGAAAAGAAGGACUAAAGGAUGAGGAAGAAUUCUUUGAUUUGAAAGCUGGAGAAGAAGUUCUAGCACGUUGGACAGACUGUCGCUAUUACCCUGCCAAGAUUGAAGCAAUUAACAAAGAAGGGACAUUCACAGUUCAGUUUUAUGAUGGAGUGAUCCGCUGUUUAAAGAGAAUGCACAUUAAAGCCAUGCCUGAGGAUGCUAAAGGGCAGUUUCUGUUCCAGGUGAAAUCCCAGCAUCCACUAAGCUGGUGUUGUCCUAUCGACCCAGCUGGAUCGUGUAACCAGUCUAUGGGAAGUGAGGACUGGAUUGCUUUAGUUAAAGCAGCUGCUGCAGCUGCAGCGAAGAGUAAAACAGUGACUAAACCUCGAACCAGUGCUAACAGCAAUAAAGAGAAAGAGAGAGACGUGGGAAGAUGGUUUAAAGUACCUUCAAAGAAGGUAGAAACUCCAGCUUGCAUAGCCACAGUAGAGACUGAGAAGGAGGAGGAGCUGCCCACAUCCAGUGAACCGUUUGUAGGACUUCACAUAGACAGCGUUCCAAAGAUCGUCUUUCCACAGCCAGAGAGCACAGUAACAAACAAGAGGAAAAAUAACCAAGGCAACUCAUUUCAGGCAAAGAGAGCCCGACUUAACAAGAUUACUGGUUUGUUGGCAUCCAAAGCUGUCGGGGUGGACGGUGCUGAAAACAAGGGAGACCACAGUGCGACAGCUCCAGUCCUGGAGCAGGCGAUUUCACCUAAACCUCAAAGUCAGAAAAAAAAUGAAGCUGUCAUUAGCAGUUCUGCCAACACUCAGAAACCUGCACUGUUAUCCUCAACUUUGUCUUCAGGGAAGGCUCGCAGCAAGAAAUGCAAACAUGAAUCGGGAGAGUCUUCUGGGUGUAUAAAAACCCCUAAGUCACCACUUGCCCCAGAAUUAAUACAAGCCAAGGACUUGACGCUUGUAUCUCAGCUUUCUUCCGUGAUAAAUAAAACUAGUCCUCCACAGCCUGUGAACCCCCCUAGACCUUGCAAGCAUAGUGAGCGGAGAAGAAGAUCCCAGCGGUUAGCCACCUUACCCAUGCCUGACGAUUCUCUAGAAAAACUUUGUUCUUCCUCUUCAGCCACUGAUGGGAAAGUGCUCUCCAUCAGUUCUCAGAGUCAGCCAGAGUCUUCAGGACCAGAGGCUCCUGCUGUUGCACGCAUGCCACUGCAGAAGCUGGGACCCUGUCUCCCUCUUGAUUUAAGUUGUGGUUCAGAAGACACAGCACCUGGAGCCCCAGACUCUUCCUCCCUUGGUGGUGAAUGUUCCAGGGAAGAAAAGGAGGAGACACAGUUGUUUGCAAAUCCCUCCCCCAAAGUAGUGAGUGAUGGAAAAGGAGCCACAGCAGCUGCUGGAAUAUCGAAAACAGAAAAAAAGGUGAAAUUGGAAGACAAAAGCUCCACUGCAUUUGGUAAAAGGAAAGAGAAGGAUAAGGAGAGAAGAGAGAAGAGAGACAAGGAUCACUACAAACCAAAGCAGAAGAAAAAGAAGAAGAAGAAAAAGAAAUCCAAACAGCAUGACUACUCAGAUUAUGAAGACAGUUCUCUAGACUUUUUGGAAAGGUGCUCUUCACCACUAACUCGAUCUUCUGGGAGUUCUCUGGCCCCACGAAGCACAUUCAUGGAGAAAACUACAGCCUAUCAGUACCCGAGGGCAAUUCUAUCCGUUGAUCUUAGUGGUGAAAACUUGUCAGAUGUGGAGUUUCUGGAUGACUCUUCCACAGAGAGCCUGCUGCUGAGUGGAGAUGAGUACAACCAAGACUUUGACCCCACAAAUUUUGAGGAGUCUCAGGAUGAAGAAGAUGCUAUGGAUGAGAUUGUGCGAUGCAUCUGUGAGAUGGAUGAGGAGAAUGGCUUCAUGAUCCAGUGUGAAGAGUGCCUGUGCUGGCAGCACAGUGUGUGCAUGGGGCUCCUGGAGGACAGCAUUCCGGAGCAGUACAUCUGCUACAUCUGUCGGGACCCUCCGGGUCAGAGGUGGAGUGCAAAAUAUCGUUAUGAUAAGGAGUGGUUGAAUAACGGACGGAUGUAUGGGUUGUCUUUUUUAAAAGACAAUUAUUCUCAUCUCAAUGCCAAAAAGAUAGUCUCCACACAUCAUCUGCUUGCUGAUGUCUGUGGUGUGGCUCAAGUCCUGCACGGGCUACAGCUGAAGAUUGGAAUACUGAAGAAUAAACAUCAUCCGGACCUUCAGCUCUGGGCUUGUUCUGGGAAGAGAAAAGACCAAGAUCAGAUAGUAGCUGGAGCAGAGAAAAAACUGACACCUCAAGACAUAGCUAACUCAGAGGGAAAGAAACACAUACAGAACCACAAAGACCCGCCCCCGACAGUGGAAGGAACUUAUAUAACCAGUGAACACAGCUAUCAGAAGCCACAAAGCUUUAGUCAGGGCUACCAGUCUCUCACAGAGCCUGGAAGCUCUGAUGAUGAUGAUGCUAGCAGCUUUGAAGAUGAUGGAGAACUUCACAUGGGACAUAAAAGCCAUUUUCUGUACUCAGCAAGAGAGCAUGGACUGUCAGAGAAGAAGAAUCCAGCUUCCGGGAACAAAGUGUUUGUUUAUAAUGAGAAAAAGGGCACAGAGGACCCAGGAGACUCACAUCUUCAGUGGCAGCUAAAUCUCCUUACACACAUAGAAAACGUGCAGAAUGAAGUCACCAGCAGGAUGGACCUCAUAGAAAAAGAAGUAGAUGUUCUAGAAAGCUGGCUUGAUUUCACAGGGGAAUUGGAGCCACCAGAUCCCCUUGCAAGACUGCCCCAACUUAAACGCCACAUAAAACAACUCUUACUUGACAUGGGCAAAGUACAACAAAUUGCAACUCUUUGCUCUGUAUAACAAUGGUAAACACUCAGUGACAAGAAUGAGUCUUUCUUCAGUUGAGACGUUUUUAUUGCUGAGUGGAUAGUCAAAAAGCUUAGUAAUAUUUGGUCCUUUACUGAUUUGUGACAUCAGUAGCAUGGCAUCUCGGAAGGAAAACGAAGAACAGCUUUAUCGAGGAAGCACUUAUUAAAAAUGAGUGAGCAAGCUGCAAAUGAUAACGUCAUCUAUGCCAAGAAUCAGUGCGUAGAAUGCAAACUAUACUAAAGGAAUAGAAUUGGCAGGAUUCUCAUAGUUGCUUUCAUGAAGCUCAAGAUACCUGUAGACAGAGAUACAGUGUGUUUAUAUAGAUUUGUAGACGAGAUACCCGUGUCUAUAAACCAGCAUUUGGCCAAAAUCACACUAUAAGGAAACUAUAAGGAAUUCUGGAGAGUUGUACACAUUUGCUCUAAGAAUUGCCUUCCCAGCAACUGAAUACAGCUGCAAAGAAACUUGGGUUAUUUAAACUUCUGUGGGAUCAUGAGCUGUUUCUUGGGUGAUGAAUGUAUUUAAUCAGAAAACUGACAAUGGAAGUCUCACUUUGGGGGAAACAAUUGUGGAAUUCUAACUUUAUUAUGAAUGUAUUUUAAGAAACCCACCAAAUAAUUGGAAUUUAUUGCGAGCAUUGUGCUCUUUAAAAACAAAGUGGCUUGCAGAAGGGCCCAGUGUGCCAAAUAUUGAAACUGCUGGAAAGAGGCUUUGAAUGUCACAGGAGCCCUUCCACCCGCCUUACGUACGCAAUGCCAGUCACCCACCCAGUCCUGCACACCAUGUGCAGUGUGUGCCCCGUGUAGGUGAGUGGUGGCCGUCAGCCUUCAGCAUACAGUUUGAUCCUGGAUACACUUGGUGUGUUUGCCUUUUGAAAAAAAAAAAACUAUAAACCUCAGCUGGGAUGAGGAGUGACAAAAAUAUCAAAGUAAUAACUGCUAGUAGUGGAAUACUGGAAAAGCUUCAUUCUGAAGAAAAAUUUUAUUUUAAAAGAUAAAUAUACACAAAAUUUUAGUUUUGAUCAUAAAUGGACAGAUUUAUGAAACCAAAGGCAACUAAGUUGCUUACUCAGCUCUUGCUGGAUUUUUGAGCCUCGGUCCUACUGUCUGCCAGUCCUGGUGCGAGUUGUGUGCACCCCCCAGUGCUACAUGCGCAGGUAUGUGUAAGUGAGUCUGCUUGUUUGAAUAGUCAACGUACAUAUGUACAUAAUCAACACAUAUUUAUAUCACACAUAUCUAGUUUUAUUACUAUAGACUAUACAAAUCGGUGGUUAACAUAAAAUGUUACCUUUUAAUAGACUGUUUUUAAAAACUAAAAAUGUAUGUACAGGUUUUGAAAUUUUUUUAAAAGAGAGAGAAAAGACUGUUAAAAGGAGGCUGUUUGAUGACAUUACACUUGAAUAUUUUUUUGCCUCACUCUGUUUAUCAGUUCUGGGAAUCUGUAUAAACUCAUUUAGAACUGAUAGACAGUGAACUUGAAUUUAUCUUUGAUAAGAAUUCAUGCCACUGUACAUUCAGAUAUUAUUUAAAUUUGCAAACACACUGUUCUAUAUGUAAGGUACUGUAUGUAUAACUCUAUUAAAAUAUUCCACAUAUCCUAAAAUUUCAGCUUGCCUUUUUGCGGCCUUAUGUUUUGAUGUGAAGUUUAAAAGAAUGUGCAAAACACUGAGAAAUUUUUAUUGCCUUUUGAGAUUUUCCAACUGAUAAAUGUGCCAAAGAUCACCAUACAUAAAGUAUAGCCCUCUGUAUUUGCUUGUGAUACCUAAACUUUGUCAAAGAUCCUACUGAUGAAUGCUUUAGCAGAAGUCAUUGUAGGUACUUGCUUAAAUUUGCAUAUUAAAGUGAAAAUUAGUGCCUAUAACCCAUGUGUGGAGUAAAUUUACUAAUGUCUAUGUUUCAAUACUGAUUUAUUGUUUAUUUGUGUUUAAAAUGGUGGCUUUACAGUUUUCUAUCAUGAAAACUUGGACAUUGAAUUUACAUCUUGUUUUCAGAAACAGAGCCAGUAAUGGUCCUUAUCCUGUGAUAGUGGUGUUGCCUUGAUUCUUGUCACAUAUGCAGAUGAGCACUGCAUUCAGUUAUGCUCAGCCUCCGGUGACCUUGGUUAAAGUAAUGCUUAGUGCUGUAAUACAGACUAAAUGUUCCUAACACAAAAGUCUGAAUGUUCAAGUGUGGAAUGCCAACUGGACUCCGUGAGACAAAAGUUCAACAUCUCAUCGCAUGUGACAGUAUCGCUGUCACAAUACAAGCUGACUAAAGAUGCAGUGUACAGUGUCUUCAAGUUAUGUGCUUAAAUUGUACAUGAAACAGUAGUAAAGUUCAUGUUUAGACUUUACUCUCAUGCCAAGAAUGUGUCAUGAUAAAGUGUAAAAAUCACAGUAGCCAAGAAAACACCAAAUCCAAAAUGUGUUCCUUCCCAAGAGUUUGCAGUAGUGAACACUAAACCUGCAUCUCAGGUUUCAAUCACUUUGUUAGCAGCCAGCAAAUUGAAUGCUUCAUUAACAGAAAAUGUUAAAUGUUCUGCUUGCUUAUUUGCCAAUGAGUGAGAAAGUUAACUCUUAAAUUUGGAUCUUUAAAGGAUGUAUCAGAUUAUGUGCAUACACCCAGUUACUAUGGAGCCUAAAACAAUGUGUGAGGCCUGUUAGCAGCUAUAGAGGGCAGAACUUUUCUUUGAGAGAAUUACUUUGGAGAAGCAGAUCGAUUUUGAUAAGUGUCAGGUAAGAUUUAUUUUUCCUUUUAUUCUUCAAAUCAUUAUAUUGGAAUGUGAGCGAUGAACUGGAGAGGGUGUUUCCUUCAAAACAAUAUUUCAUUGGCCAGACAGACAGAUGAGAACAAGCCUCGGUGGUGGGAUUCCUCCUCAUACUUGCUUGGCAAAUAAAUGUGUACUCCUUGUGGUCGUCUGUGACUCCACUGCCUGUUGAAGUAAUGCACUUUCUCCUCACAGGAACUUGUUAUUCUUAGAAUUUCAAGGAAAGCCCGUGUUCCUACAUUAUUUCAACUCCAUGUUCAUACUAAAAUGUGCAAACUUCACGUGUUCAAACUGAAGCAUACUUCUUCCUCCCUAAUAAACCGAAUCUACUGCCA
Messenger RNA from Mesocricetus auratus (golden hamster), 6400 nucleotides. It is a transcript of the gene Phf20l1, whose product is annotated as PHD finger protein 20 like 1. The coding region runs from base 246 to 3311 and encodes 1021 amino acids. The record is from RefSeq and is a predicted model, not a curated record. The transcript is spliced from 21 exons. Gene Ontology annotation, cellular component: NSL complex. Gene Ontology annotation, biological process: regulation of transcription by RNA polymerase II. Lineage: Eukaryota; Metazoa; Chordata; Mammalia; Rodentia; Cricetidae.